This is a messenger RNA of Pneumocystis jirovecii RU7, 1087 nucleotides long. RefSeq lists its product as uncharacterized. Gene Ontology annotation, molecular function: protein tyrosine phosphatase activity; protein tyrosine/serine/threonine phosphatase activity; phosphatidylinositol-3,4,5-trisphosphate 3-phosphatase activity. The coding region runs from base 12 to 1046 and encodes 344 amino acids. Lineage: Eukaryota; Fungi; Ascomycota; Pneumocystomycetes; Pneumocystales; Pneumocystaceae. Gene Ontology annotation, cellular component: cell projection; nucleus; plasma membrane. Gene Ontology annotation, biological process: cell motility; protein dephosphorylation; negative regulation of cell population proliferation. The record is from RefSeq and is a predicted model, not a curated record. The transcript has 2 exons.
GAAGUAAGAUAAUGGGAUUGCUUAGCUCAGUCUUUGAAAGUAUUCGCUUGAAAGUUUCAUUUCCUAGAAUAGCAUUCUAUGAUGAAAGGAAUUCACUUUUUUUGGAUCUUGCGUAUAUUACAGAUAAUGUCAUUGUGAUGUCUCUUCCUGCUUUAUCGUUUCCAAAGAAAAUAUAUAGGAAUGAUCUUAAGGAUGUUCUUCGGUUUUUGGAACAAAGGCAUCCUGGGCAAUGGGCAAUUUUUGAAUUUUGUAAAGAGGGCACAGGAUAUUCUGAUAAAGAUUUCCUUUUUAAAGUUUUUCAUUAUCCCUUGUAUAUUAAUUUUAUUUUAAUAUAUUUAUUAAUGAAAUAUAGUCCUGAUCAUCAGCCUCCUCCCUUUCGAAUAAUACCAGAAAUUAUUGAUUUUUUAUCAAGACAUAUACAGAACUCCGAAAACAAUGUUGCAGUUCUUCAUUGUAAAGCUGGGAAGGGACGAUCUGGUAUGAUUGCAUGUUGUUAUUUGGUUUCAGAAGAUAAUUUAACGGUGAAUUCUGCAUUGUCUCGGUUUACACAGGCUCGUAUUCAAAAAGGAUAUGGAGAUGGAGUUACUAUUUUGUCUCAAAAACGAUAUGUUUUUUAUGUUGAAAAAUGGGUUGCAAUGGGGAAAAAGUAUCAAGAGUUGGAUGUUUCUAUUUUAUGGCUUAAAAUUUUGGGUGUAAAUAAGAAAAUUGGUUGUAAAAUUUAUGGAUAUAAUAACGAUAACACAAUAGAAUGUCUUUACACAUUUCUUCCACCAGAAAUAGUAAUAAAUAACACAGUAAUGGUUUGCACACCAACGAUAGAGCUUAUUUCUAAAGCAGAUAUCUGUCUCGAAAUUUAUUAUCAGUAUAAAUUUAAAAGAACACUUUUAAAGGCUCGUUGUUGGUUUAAUGUUUUUUUCGAAAAAUCAAGAAAUAGAAAUGAUGGAUUUUUUUCAAUUGAGUUUCAAGAGUGUGACUGUUUAAAGAAAAUUUAUAAAGAUGAAUUAAAAUUAUUUGAUAAGCUUAUUUUAAAGUGGAAAAUUUUAUAAAUUUAUUUUAUAAGAUAUUAUUAUACCAUUUUUCUAUUUUA